This is a messenger RNA of Miscanthus lutarioriparius, 1734 nucleotides long. Lineage: Eukaryota; Viridiplantae; Streptophyta; Magnoliopsida; Poales; Poaceae. The record is from the annotation of a GenBank genome assembly.
AUGGAGCCCGGGUCCUGUUCUCGCCACUCCUGGGCGGAUGAAGUCGACGAGGAAGAGACGGCCCGGAGCGCUGGCAGAUCUGCUCUCUUCGAGUUCCCACCCCUGGCGGCGGCUACGCACGCCUCCUUUGUGCUCCAAGCGAGCUCCCUGGACCCGGAUGCGGAGCCCUUCUUUGCUUCCCCGGGAGGGUCGGAGAGGCUACACUUCACCGAUUCGGAGGCAUCGUUCGGCGACUCUGAUGCACCUCCUUCAUCGGGCCACGGGCGGUGCACCAUUGUAGGCGUUGGCGGCGCGUCGCGGCGCCGCGGCGCCCCGUGCCCGCCAACCUGGUUGGCAAAUGCUUCAACUGUCUUGCAGAUCUCCUUCGGUGUCACCUGUUUGCGAGCCUCCAACCCCGGAGCCGGGCGUGGUGGCGUCCGAAGAGCCAACAAACGACGUUGGAGGGAUGACCCACUUCAUGGCGCUGCUGCCGAUGCGCUUGCCGGCGGUGGCCACUCCGGGGCGGGCGGCAGCCUCGGAGCGGGUUUCUGUGCGGAUGGCGGGGUGGUGCCUGGCACCGCAGAGGAAGUAGGCUCCUCCCAUGUGCCGGACCACCCACGUGGCUAUCCCCGUUCUCUGCUGAGGCGGGUGGAGGAGCCACCGGCGUCGCCAAGGACAAGGGCCAAGACGUCGCUUCUCCUGCUAGUGGUGGUUCCACGGACUAUGGCCAUACAGGUGGCGGAGGAAGCGCUGUCGCUCGCGCUGCUGGCGCUGGUUCUUGGCACUAGGCCAGCGGUCACCCCGGUCGCGAUGCUCUACUACCUUCAGGAGCACUACGGCAUCACGGAGGAGCACGUGUCUGUCCGACGGACCAGGCCGGAUGACUUCCUUGUGCGGUUCAGCCACCAGGAGGACCUUGACCUCGUCCUCUAUAACCAGAGGCCUGAGGGAGUGUCGUUCGCGCUGUGGUGGCGACGCUAUAGCUGUCUAAUCAUGGGAUCGGCUGGUGCCUUCCGUUACCGCGUCCUCGUCGGCAUGAAGGGUAUCCCCUCGCAUGCGCGCUCGUCGGAGGUAGCGCAAACCAUCCUGGGAUCGGCUGGGGCCAAGGUGGAGAUUGCGGACCCGGACGCUCUCUCCUAUCUGGAAGAUGAGCGAGAGUUCUUCGUGUCUACCUGGUGCGCCCAUCCUGACCUGGUUCUAGACGAGAUCAUCAUGGCAGUGCCGGAGCCAGAGGAGGAGCAUGACAGUGGCUCGCCGCUCUACCUUAGGCCGCACGAAAUCAUUCAUGAUGACGUGCCCGCGCUCAGGUAUUUGGUCCACAUUCGGAUCGUGGAGUUUCAGGACUGGCAUACGACGACGCCUUCUUCGGACGAUGAGUUCUACGGCGCCGGAGACGAUGAAGAUAGCGACGACAGCAACUAUAACGGCUUUCAUCUGGGCUUUGGCGGCGGUGCGCGACCACGGACUACAAGGUUCGCCGGUCCGGACGAGCCGCGUCUCGGGCGGGUCUCCGGGCCAGCUUUCCAGGCGCAGGAAAUAAGGGACACGAUCCUAAUUGGUGCUGUCAACUGCCCUGUCAAGUCACCGCGCAACGCCAUGCCCUGCUGCGGUGCUAGCAACGCAUUUCACGCCACGCCUGUGGCGCAUGUCGAGGAGCCCCUGGUUGCGGAGGUGGACUUCGUUGCCAUGUGCUCAGGCUCACCCUUUUCUGUCGGGUUUGCAGCGGUUGACCCAAUGGUGGAUGACGCUGCGUAG